Naegleria gruberi is the source of this 678-nucleotide messenger RNA. RefSeq lists its product as uncharacterized. Bases 1 to 678 code for a protein of 225 amino acids. The record is from RefSeq and is a predicted model, not a curated record. NCBI's taxonomy places the organism in Eukaryota, Heterolobosea, Eutetramitea, Acrasida, Naegleriidae. The transcript has a single exon. Gene Ontology annotation, molecular function: protein binding.
AUGCUUCCUAUCCAAACACUUGAUGUGAUUCAUAUGGAAAACAAUGAUCCAAAUCUCAUUUCAGAUAUUCCUCCAUCAAUAGGUAACAUUCGAAUUAAACCUUACAAGUCAUUAUUGCUUCCCAUUCCUUCCGAAUCAACCACACUAUACGACACUACGAGAUUUACCUACUAUGAAGUAAAAUUAUGGCCACAACAACAAUUAAAGAAUCUCUUUUUCGGAUUUGGAUUUACAGCGAAUACUGAACAUGUAAAAGAAGAUAUUGUUGGAUGGGAUGAAGACACAAUUGGAUUUCGCUAUGAUACUGGAAAUGUUUAUCAGGAAACGAGAUUUACUGCAUACAUUGCUAAUAAAGUGCAUUUAGCUGAUGUGAAGGGAGAUGAAGUGUUUGGAUUUUUGCUCGAUCAUGAAAAUGGUGAAUUCAAAGUGACAAGAAAUGGAAAAUUAUUGGAAAAUGCAUUAGGAAAUCGAUUUACCAAUGAAAAAUACAAAUCCAAGAUAUUCAAACCAAUGAUUAGUUCGAAAUGUGAACAAUCUUUCGAGAUGGAAAUCAAUCUUGGAUUAGAUCUUGUUAGAAAGCCAUUUUUAUACACAGAUAUGAUGUGUCUGAAACAGAGGAUGAAACUCUUUGGAAUGGGAAGAAAUUGCUCUGAUGUGAAUAUUGUCUGUACAAAAUGA